GGCGCUAGUCAAAAGGGUAAACAAGGCAACCGAACAUCUAGUAUGGUAGGAAGGAGACGUGGCUCGCGAGCCAACAACGGCCCACAGAAGCCCCAACAGCAACGCAGGACUCUGAGGGAGCCAGCAUCAUUUGCCAAGGAAACGGGAUACGAGUCAGAUGGUCCUCAUGACAAGCUGACCAUUGCCCAGGCCAAGAGAGGCACGCCAGCGUUCCGUCCGGUCCGAGUCUACGCAGACGGGAUCUUCGACCUCUUCCAUUCUGGACACGCUCGUGCUCUGAUGCAAGCCAAGAACCUGUUCCCCAACACGCAUCUCAUUGUGGGAGUCUGCAGCGACAAACUCACGCACAAGUACAAGGGAUACACGGUGAUGACGGAGUCCGAGCGCUACGAAGCCCUCAUCCACUGUCGCUACGUGGACGAGGUGGUGCGCGACGCUCCCUGGACUCUGACCCCCGACUUCCUGAAGAAGCACAAGAUUGACUUUGUGGCCCAUGAUGAUAUCCCAUACACCUCUGCUGGAUCGGAGGAUGUCUAUAAACACAUCAAGGAAGCAGGGAUGUUUGUGGCCACUCAGAGGACCGAAGGCAUUUCCACAUCUGACCUCAUCACCAGGAUAGUGAGAGACUACGACCUCUACGUCCGACGGAACCUGCAGAGAGGCUACACAGCCUCUGACCUCAAUGUCAGCUUCAUCCGGGAGAAGAAAAUCCGUCUGCAGGACCAAGUAGACCGUAUGAAGGAGACCGUAAAAACAGUGGAGGAGAAGUCCAAGCAUUUUGUCUACAAGGUGGAGGAGAAGAGUCAUGACCUUAUCCACAAGUGGGAAGAGAAAUCGCGGGAGUUCAUUGGGAAUUUCCUGGAGAUGUUUGGUCCUGAUGGAGCGUGGCAUGCGCUCCAGGAGCAGAGUGGGCGUAUGCUCCAGGCCCUGUCGCCCUACGCCUCGCCAGUGACCUCGCCACGCGGUUCCCCGAGCAGCAGCCCCACCAGAUGCCGCUCCCAGUCGCCCCCCUCCUCACCCUCGCCCGGAUCCUGUUCUCCGCGUUCGUCCCGAACCUCCACCAAGGGCGCCUCCGCCCGCUCCGGUGCCUCACUCAGCGGCACGAGUGAGGAGGAGGAUGACAAGUAG
This is a messenger RNA of Esox lucius (northern pike), 1128 nucleotides long. RefSeq names its product phosphate cytidylyltransferase 1, choline, beta b (gene pcyt1bb). Gene Ontology annotation, biological process: CDP-choline pathway. The record is from RefSeq and is a predicted model, not a curated record. Lineage: Eukaryota; Metazoa; Chordata; Actinopteri; Esociformes; Esocidae. The coding region runs from base 43 to 1128 and encodes 361 amino acids. Gene Ontology annotation, molecular function: choline-phosphate cytidylyltransferase activity; phosphatidylcholine binding. The transcript has 8 exons.